Messenger RNA from Triplophysa rosa, 1411 nucleotides. Its product is annotated as neuroligin-3-like. Gene Ontology annotation, molecular function: signaling receptor activity; neurexin family protein binding. The record is from RefSeq and is a predicted model, not a curated record. Lineage: Eukaryota; Metazoa; Chordata; Actinopteri; Cypriniformes; Nemacheilidae. Gene Ontology annotation, cellular component: synapse; postsynaptic specialization membrane; cell surface. Gene Ontology annotation, biological process: presynaptic membrane assembly; modulation of chemical synaptic transmission; synaptic vesicle endocytosis. The coding region runs from base 438 to 1382 and encodes 314 amino acids. The transcript is spliced from 7 exons.
CCCGUGCUAGCGUUCCCGAACACUCGAGCGUGACCGCGCAGCGCGCACUCGUUUAGCUCGCGUGAGGAGCUCACGACCACGCAGGAGCACAUCAUCAGGAAAACACGUUAAUGUGGCUGGAGCGUAUGGAUGAAGGAUGCACGCGCUCUCUGGAUAAGCUCACACUGUGAGGAUUACCGUUAACGCGCACACACACGAAGGGCACUUGUGCUGGCACUGGGAAUACUGGGAAUGGGGCAAUUCGUAUUACAUCACAGCAGGAGAGAGCAUCUGACCAGACUAUUGGACAGUGAAUGAGGAUUUGUCCAGAGGGAAGCAGAAGAGCGUGUUUGUGUGUUUUCUUCAAUGAAUGGCGUGUUUGAGGGCCUGAAGGCACGUGCUGGAGGAGUUUCUCACUGUACGUUGGGGUCUAGCGGCAGCGGGCAUUUGAACGGACCAUGUGGUUAGCCGCGCACAGAAACCGGCUCCUCGCGCACCAGCGGGACUUCUGCUGUGGCAGCGUUUCUCUGUGGAUAUGGCUCUUUUGCUGUUGCGUGACGCUCGUCCGAGGACAGGGCUACUACCCCACCGUGAACACGCAGUACGGGAAGUUACGGGGUGCGCGGGUUCCGCUGCCCAGCGAGAUCCUGGGACCGGUGGACCAAUAUCUGGGUGUGCCGUACGCUGCCCCUCCGGUGGGGGAGAAACGCUUCCUACCCCCCGAGCCGCCCUCCUCUUGGUCGGGGAUCAAGAACGCCACUCACUUCGCCCCCGUGUGUCCCCAAAACAUCCACAACGCCGUGCCGGAAAUCAUGAUGCCCAUCUGGUUCACCUUUAACUUGGAUAUAGUCGCCACAUACAUACAAGAUCAAAACGAGGAUUGUUUGUACCUAAACAUCUACGUUCCAACGGAGGAUGUCAAAAGAAUAUCCAAGGAAUGUGCCAGAAAACCCAACAAGAAAAUGUGUAGAAAAGGAGGAACUCAGGCCAAAAAACAGGGCGAGGAUUUAUCCGAGAAUGACGGUGAUGAAGAUGAAGACAUACGAGAUACCGGAGCCAAACCUGUGAUGGUCUACAUUCACGGCGGGUCCUACAUGGAAGGCACGGGGAACAUGAUCGACGGAAGCGUGCUGGCCAGUUACGGGAACGUCAUCGUCAUUACUCUCAACUUUCGAGUUGGCGUCUUAGGGUUCCUGAGCACAGGAGACCAGGCGGCUAAAGGGAAUUAUGGGCUUCUGGAUCAGAUUCAGGCUCUGCGCUGGAUCAGCGAGAACAUUGGCUAUUUCGGUGGUGAUUCCAAUCGCAUCACUGUUUUUGGAUCAGGAAUCGGUGCCUCUUGUGUGAGCUUGCUGACAUUAUCACACCAUUCUGAAGAGUGCAGAAGUGGGCACAGAAGACCCUGAAGAAGUGUUUGACAUGAUGUGUAUGCUGC